CUGCUCACAGCGUACGACGUUUUCUUUCCUCGAUUGUACGCGGCUAGCAAAACCACCGGUUUGGCGCCAGUUUCGCACAGAAAACCACGCUUGAAAAGUUAAACACGUCACCCGAGCGUGAUCAUCAUCUUCGAUCGUCUUGCCAUGCCCGUCGUCGCGAAAUCGAACGUCUGAAGAAAGCGGAAGGAUGCCCGCUGGUAUUUCGGCUCUGGCGCCGUCGACGGAGGCGGGAUCUUUUGAGCACGAGAUGAAGGAUCCUCCGGCCUUUGCGAUUUUGCAGAAGGACGGUCUGGACUCGAGUCUGCCGCUUUUAAACGUCAAUGAGUACGAGGAGAUAAACCCACUGCGGCUCGCCAUGAAAAACAUGAAGAACACAAUGAAAAACGAAGAUUUCUGCAAUCGCAGACGCAUCAGCAAGUCGAACGAGCACCUGGUCCUGGCCAGUCUACAAUCGAAUCAGGUCAAUCCGUUGACAAUACGAAAGAAACACCAGAGCAAGAGCCAGGACAGCCUGGACGUUGAGGAGAGACCACCUACGGCCAAGUCCAGUAUCAUUAUGUCAACGGAGGACUUCAACGAAGUGUUGAAUGCGAAACUGCGAAAGAUCCAGGAGCAGGCCGAGCAAGGCCGCAGGUCGCCCAAGAAAUCGAUUUCGCAGAAAAAGCCGUUUAUCACGACCGUGAAGACAGGGGAAUUUCUAAUGCCGCCGCCGGAAGUGGCGGCCCUGCUCGGCAUAGCGCCCACCAGUGGAAACGAUGAAGAGACGGCGGCGACGGACGGAUGCCCUCUGAAGAACAAGUUCAAGCCGUUAAUAUCGCUGGCCAAGAGGCCGGAAGUACGUCACAGCAGUCACAACGCCCGAUGCCCGGCCGCUCUCAAGGCUACCGUGGACUUUUCCCUCGGCAUGAUGAACGCCACUACUCUCGCCAGUACCUCGACCUUGGACGAGCGUGCGAGAAGGUUCAGGAGGUGCGAGCCGGCCGAUCAGUCGGUUCCUUUCGGAAAGAUGAUGUUUGAUCGACGCGUGGCUCGCGAAAGUGCGCCCACUUGCGUUUCCACUGUCAUCGAUGGGGAACAAUCGAUAGCAGCUAGGCAGGCGGAAGCGAGACGAAGACAUUUGGCGAGGAAACGUGCUCAACUGCAGACUUCCAAAGCACUCGUCAUGAGAACGGGUUCGCCACCUCCGGUUCCCGGCAGAAAACACGAACCGGUGCAAACCGAACUUUAUCUUGAAGAGCUGACGGAGAAACCGGACGAGUUCGAAGUAGGCACACAAACCGAGCAGUUCAUGGAGAAACCGGUAACACCAGUGUAUUAUUCGGAGAAGGUUGGUCGCGACUGUGGCACUCAAAUCGAACCCGGCGAACUCUUCGACUACGACACCGAGGUUCAACCGAUUCUCGACGUGCUGGUCGGCAAAACCAUCGAACAGGCCUUGAUCGAAGUUCUAGAGGAGGAGGAAAUCGCCGCGCUCAAGGCGCAGCAAAGACGAUUCCUCGAAUUACGCGCCGCCGAGGAAGCUGAGGAGAAACGACUGGCAGAAGAAGAUAGGCGACGCAGAGAAGAGAAGGAGCUACGCCUGAAACAACAAGAGGAAGAGAUGAGGGCUCAGAAGGAAGCCGAGGAACGAGUCGCGGCGGCGGUAUUGUUGACGGGAUACAUCGCCGAGCUUUUGCCCGCGAUUCUCGAGAGCUUGAAGAUGUCCGGUUUUAUACUGGACGAAAUCAAGGCCGAUGUCGAGGAAGGUUUCAUGCCGUGGCUGAUGAAGGAGGUCAAGAAAGAAAUGGGUAACAUGAUCGAGAGCAGAGAAUUGUUGAUGGAAAUAAUCAGAGAGAUCUUGGAGAAUCGCGCACAAACGUACAGACAGCUCGGUGAGGAAUACGAUCUUUUACGGGAGAGGAGACUAAUGAGCGAAGCUACAUUGGAAGGUGGUGCAACCGACAGCGAUUUCGUGAACUACGAAACACCCGCGAUGGAAGAAAAUGGUGCUUUCAACUCGAUGGAAGAAACUGAUUUAGCGGGAUAAACACAACAUUCGUUCAGACUGACUUGGGAAAUAUGUAACGCAGCACAAUGCUUUCAAGAUAGAUUAAGAAGCCGAUUACGUUCUAAGAUAUAAUUUUGUGGUUUACUCUUUUUUUUUCUUAG
Messenger RNA from Pseudomyrmex gracilis, 2148 nucleotides. RefSeq names its product radial spoke head protein 3 homolog (gene Rsph3). Gene Ontology annotation, cellular component: cilium. The transcript is spliced from 10 exons. The record is from RefSeq and is a predicted model, not a curated record. Bases 188 to 2026 code for a protein of 612 amino acids. NCBI's taxonomy places the organism in Eukaryota, Metazoa, Arthropoda, Insecta, Hymenoptera, Formicidae.